Vicia faba (fava bean) is the source of this 1986-nucleotide messenger RNA. Lineage: Eukaryota; Viridiplantae; Streptophyta; Magnoliopsida; Fabales; Fabaceae. The record is from the annotation of a GenBank genome assembly.
AUGAUCAAAUGCAAACAAAUCUCAUCACUCUCUCAUUUCUCCACACACUUGAAAUCAUCAACCCCACCACUUUCCACAAUCUUCCGCACCCUCUGGCAAUCCGCAACAGAGGAUAACAACAACAGCAACAACAACAAAUGGAGCAUCUCACAUUACAUCAUAGACGACAAAAACCUCCUUCGUCCAAGUUUCACCUCAACCGGUCUCCACGUUCUAGACCUCAUCGACAAUGGUUCCCUCCAACCGAACCGGACCAUUUACAACAAGCUCUUAAAGAGAUGCACAAUGUUAGGGAAACUCAAACAAGGGAAAUUAGUUCAUGCCCAUAUCGUUGAUUCUGAGCUUAAGCACGAUUUAGUUAUUCAAAAUUCAAUUUUGUUUAUGUAUGCGAAAUGUGGAAAUUUGGAACUUGCUCGCCAAGUGUUUGAUGAAAUGAGUGUUAAAGAUGUGGUGAGUUGGACUUCGAUGAUCACUGGGUAUUCGCAAAACGAGCGUGCUAGUAGUGCGAGUAGUGCACUUGUUUUGUUUCCUGAGAUGAUACGUCAUGGAUCGAAACCAAAUGAGUUUACAUUGUCGAGUUUGGUGAAGUGUUGUGGGUUUAUGCAGAGUUAUGUUGAUGGGAAGCAGAUUCAUGGGUGUUGUUGGAAGUAUGGGUUUCAGUCGAAUGUGUUUGUGGGGAGUUCGCUUGUGGAUAUGUAUGCUAGGUGUGGGUAUUUAAGGGAAGCGCGAUUGGUUUUCGAUGAGCUUGAGAGUAAGAAUGAAGUUUCUUGGAAUGCUUUGAUAUCUGGAUAUGCAAGGAAAGGUGAAGGAGAGGAGGCUUUGGCUUUAUUUGUGAAGAUGCAAAGGGAGGAUUAUGGAGCAACGGAUUUUACUUAUUCGGCUCUUUUGUGUUCUUCUUCGAGCACAGGGUCUUUGGAGCAAGGGAAAUGGCUUCAUGCACAUAUGAUGAAAUCAGGAAAGAAGUUAGUUGGUUAUGUGGGGAACACGCUUCUUCACAUGUACGCAAAGUCGGGAAAUAUUUGGGAUGCGAAGAAGGUUUUUGAUCGGUUGUUUAAGGUUGAUGUUGUUUCUUGCAAUUCCAUGCUGAUAGGGUAUGCUCAGCAUGGGUUAGGAAAGGAAGCUGUGGAUCUUUUUGAAGAGAUGAUGUUGUGGGUUGAGAUUGAACCCAAUGAUAUAACAUUCCUUUCUGUUCUGACUGCUUGUAGCCAUGCUGGACUUUUGGAUGAGGGUAAAUAUUAUUUUGAGUUGAUGAAGAAGUAUGACAUUGAACCAAAAGUCUCGCACUACACGACAUUUGUUGAUCUUCUUGGUCGAGCCGGUCUUCUUGAUCAAGCUAAGAGUUUCAUUGAAGAAAUGCCAAUCGAACCAACUGCAACUAUCUGGGGAGCUUUGCUUGGUGCAUCUAAAAUGCAUAAAAAUAUGCAAAUGGGUGCUUACGCCGCUCAAAAGGUUUUAGAGCUUGACCCUUUUUAUUCUGGAACACAUACGUUGCUUUCCAAUAUUUAUGCUUCUGCUGGUAGGUGGAAGGAUGUUGCAAAUGUGAGAAAGAUGAUGAAAGAUAGUGGGUUGAAGAAGGAACCAGCUUGUAGUUGGGUUGAGAUUGAGAAUUCUGUCCAUGUAUUUGUUGCAAAUGACAUUUCUCUUCCAGAUAAAGACAAGGUUUAUGGAAUGUGGGAGAAGCUAAAUCAGAAAAUUAAAGAGAUUGGUUAUGUUCCUGAUACAAGUCAUGUGCAUCUCUUUGUAGAUCAACACGAGAAAGAAUUGAAUUUGCAGUAUCAUAGUGAGAAGUUGGCUCUUGCUUUUGCCCUUCUGAAUACUUCACCAGGAUCCACUAUACGUAUAAUGAAAAAUAUCAGGGUUUGCGGUGAUUGCCACUCAGCAAUAAAAUAUGUGUCUUUGGUUGUGAAGAGGGAAAUCAUUGUUAGAGACACUAAUCGGUUCCAUCAUUUUCGUGAUGGCUUGUGCUCUUGUAGGGACUACUGGUAG